GUGGGGAAUGUUCUUGUGAAGAGAGCAGGUGCAGUGCCUCCCUUCUCUCUCUCUCUCUCUCUCCCUCUCUCUCUCUCUCUGUUUCUCUGUCUGUCUCUCUCUUUUCUGGCAUCAGCAGUAGGGGAGAGUAGAAGGCUGUCUGUGUAUGUCUGGCUGCAGUGUCGUAGACUUGAGCCGCGGUAAAAUCCCACAGGAGAUUAGAGCGGGAAUACACGCUAGUCCGGACUCUUUAGAAAUGGCAUCCUUAGGAUAAAGCAACAAACAGGCAAAACAAGCGCAAGCGUGAUGAGGAAUGGAUGAAUGUUGUCUCAUGGAAAACCUGCACGCUGUCUCUCUCUUUUUUUAACCCUUCUGUUUUUCUCUUUCCGUCCGUCUUCGGCAAGCUCUCUCCUCCCUCCCUCCUACCCUCCCUCCUCUCAUCCCUCCGCUCCGCUCCCUUUCUCUCUCUCUCUCUCUCUCUCUCUCUCAUUCUCUCUAGCGCUCUCUCAGUGGAGGAAUGUAGAUAGAGGGAGAGCGUACGCCUGCUGUUCUGCACGAUAUCAACGGCUCGCUGUACGGUGGUUGGUCUGCGUAUCAGAUGCUCUUCAGGACGGAUUUGCACUGCUAACGGAUUUGGUCAUCUACGGUAUCCUUCUAGACAACUCUGCACCUGCCACUGCCUCUUAUGCUGGGUUUAUUGCUCAGCUUGCACGCACCGGGUUCGUGCUGCAGGUCCCUUGCUCCCUUAAGGAUGCUAUAAAUCAGCAGGAGCUUCAGUCGUGGAGAAGGGGACGUAGUGCUUCAUGGUCAUCGCAGAGUCCUCCUUUCGUGAGGAAACCAGCUUUCUGGGAUAUGUAUAGCUGACUCAGCGAUCGAAUACAAGACCGUGAGUCAGAUCGAGACCUUGAAAAAGGAAUUUGCAAGAACUAAGGAGCCUGAGAGGAGAAAUAUGAGCUAUCGUUCAACUUUUCCCAAACUUCACCUUGAAAUAUUGCAAUGAAUGGAGAUACAAAAUCGGAAGGUAAAUCUAAUUGUGGUGUCAUCUGCAAAAAGAAGGAUUUGAUAAUCUGACGACCGAGAGUACUGCUGCAACGGCUGGUGCUCGGAGUCAACAUGCAGAUGAUUUCACUCCUCCCUUUCCAUCCACCUUCUUUGCUCGACACCUUUUUUUAAAAAUCUAUGUUAUUUUGGUAGUCUUGGGGCCAUCUGGAAGUCGUUUGGACGUAUUUGUGGAACUGAACUAAAGGACUGUCCUUUUUCCGGAUUCUGCAGCCACUGAGAUUUCUACCUCCGGAAUUCUACUGGGUGUAUGCGCUUGUGUGAUUGUGAGUGUGUGUAUGUGUAUCAGUUUGUGGCAGUGUGUGGAUGUGAUUUGCCUGCCUUGAUGUGUACGUAACUAUUUCUGUGUUCUUGCGGUUGGGUUUUACUUUCCCAAUGUCUGGCACUGCUGGCCAGCAUUUCAUCUUGUGCUGUCCAUGUCUGCUGAGUGCCCGGCCUUGGGGUUAACCCUUAACGUGCCACAGGCAAGAUGAGUGACAGCUCGGGAACAUUGAACAACUCUGGGGCUAUGGUACUGGAGGAGCCCGAUGGGAGAGGUGGCUCCGGUGGACGUGAACAAGCCCAGGCCCCUGCGCGUGGUGGGAUUUUAAGGUGUGGGACCUGUGCUCUUUGGCCUCGCCAACAAACCUGGCUCUGUGUGGUUCCACUUCUCAUUGGCUUCAUAGGACUGGGGCUCAGUCUGAUGCUGCUGAAAUGGAUUGUAGUGGGUUCUGUGCGUGACUACGUGCCUACUGACUUGGUGGAUGCCAAAGGUAUUGGUCAGGACCCCAUUUUUCUGUCCAAGCCUAGCACUGUUCCUAAGGGGUCUGACACAACUACUACUACUACCAUUAUUGGAGGGGUUAGCUCGGUUAGUCCCACUGUCACCACAGUGGUGCGGAGCAGGACUCGAACGGGAACUCCUCCCAACAUUCCCCCUAGAGGUGGAGGAGCAUCCGGCAGCCAGGUGACUCAGAAGAGCCCUUCUACACGAUUUGUCACUCGUAAUCCCACCUUUACGACCACCGUGGCCUCUACCACCACGUCUACUGUCCAUACAUCCACCUCCAGCCCCUCUCCCUCCAAUCCAGCGGUUCUCAACGACUCCACCCAAAUGUGGACCAGGGAGCACUCAUCCACUGAGAGGCACGUGACCACACCUGGUCGAACCCACGUCAGCCGCAAAACACCAUCGCCAACCCUGCCACCAUUGAAAUCGGAGCACUUCAAGCCGUGUCAGGAGAAGGAUCUGGCCUACUGCCUGAAUGAUGGCGAGUGCUUUGUCAUCGAGACCCUGAGCGGCCCACACAAACACUGCAGGUGUAAAGAGGGUUUCCAGGGCAUUCGCUGUGACCAGUUCCUGCCCAAGACUGACUCCAUCCUCUCAGACCCAAUGGAUCACUUGGGCAUUGAGUUCAUGGAGAGUAAGGAGGUGUACAAAAGACAAGUGAUGUCUAUCACAUGUAUUGCCAUGGGGAUCAGCUUUCUAGGCACCCUCUGCAUGGCUCUCUACUGCCGGAACAAGAGAAGGAGGGAAAAGCUCCAGGCACAUUUGAAGGAGAGUCGAAGCCUGAAAAACUACAACCUCAACUCUUCCAGCUUGGCCAGUAAACCCAAUCUUAGGCCUCAGCAUGUCCUGCAGCUCCAGAAAUUUUAUAAACCCACAAGGUCCACGCCACCACAUGGAGGUGCCAUUCGAGAGCUCAGUUUUGCUCCAAGUAAUGCUGACUCUACCAAUCCACAGGGCUCAAUGACAGGAAAACAGCUUAGGAGUAGCUCCCUCUCUCAUAGUCCUGAUCAGAGGUGUCGCUCUGCUCUUCGGCCUGCCUCGCGCAGAACCCCGCCCAUAACCAGAGGAUGCCUGAAUGCCAUUGGUGGAUCCAGAGACUCUGGCCCCGCCUACCAACAUCUACAGGAAGUAGACAGUUCAGAGAGGGAGUCAGUGAGAAGGAACAUCUCUGGCCCAGGUAAUGACCUGCAUCAGGAUUCAUUUUAUAAUAUGCAAGCCACGCAAUCCUCAAAAUCUUGGAGCAGCCACUUAGACCACAGGUGUGCUAGGAGUCUCCGGUCAGGCGGUCCAAGCCAAAGUCCUCCUGCUCCAUACCGACCCUGCUCAAUCCCAAUCAUUCCCUCUGUCCACUCCUACCAGGAUGAGGUCUCAUGUAUGCAAACCGCCCCCACUGAUGGAAGCAGUCGCUCUAGUCCUCUUGAGGGAACAGCGAAUACUGCAGCUGUCCAACAACAGUCCAUCCGAGCGGCUGGUAGACGGGAAGAAGUGGUUUCGCUACUGGAUGAGGCUCAGGAGCAGCUUCAAACGCUGGCACAUGCCCAGAGGAAACAGGAGGACCUUAGUAGCUCCGUCCCUCAGGGGGCCAAAGAGACUGUGUGCAUCCUUUUAGCAAAUGGGGGUGGACAAGGGGGAGUGGCCUCUUUUGGGCCAACGGAGACUCAGUUGGUGAGCCCAAGAGACACACACAAAGAUGCUACAAAGCCCGGCCAAUGAGAAGCGGCGGACAGGACUAACCACAAACGUCCCGUGUGUCUUAGGGCUUCACAAAGCUCUGCCAAAAUUGGGAUAUCACUGAAACCUACUGUACCAUCGAAUUUCUGAGGACCUGCUGUUGGUAGAAGUGUGGGGAGAGUUGACAGUCUGGAACAUGUGAAAAGAUAAUUUAUUUAUAUGCAUUUAUUUAAGGAGAACUUCUACUUAGAAAAAGAAACCAAAUAGUCUGUCAUCUCCAUGGUGUUUUUAACUGUAUAAAAUAUACAUAAAUAUAUAUAAAUGGAUAUAAAUAUAUGAAUUCAAACUGGUGACCAAGUACAAAAAAGGAAUAUGGGAAUGAGAAACUUUCUUUUGUAAUGUAUCAGCUCCACAUCCUUAAAGACUAAAUACUCAGUGGUUUAAAAAAAAAAAAAAAGAAUUAUAUAAAAAAGAGGAGUUUUUUCCACUCGUUUCACACAUUUCCAGCCAAGCUAAGCUUGUCCGACACACAAUCUUGUGUUUUGCACCUGCAGCAGCUGUGUUUACUAUCACCGUCCCAGUCACUGUCCUCUACCCUGCCAAGGAAUAUGGCUCCAUCUGCCUUUGAAAACCGUGGAACGUGGAUUACAAUUGGACUAAAUUUCUAAACGCUAAUCGUAUCCAGGCAUGAGGUAACUGAUAGUUAAGCACUGCCUCCAAGACAUCGAUUGGAAGAAUUUGGUGUGUCUGUCUGUUUGUGGAGCAAUCUGCGCUUUGUUUUCUGUGCCUCGGUACGUUCACUCAUUCAUUUUGGUUGGGAUAAGCUGACGGAACAGAACACUUUGUACUGUACACCAUCUGAGAUGCACAAACAGAUAGUUGUCGCCUCUCUGGAUGGACCGAGGAGAUUCCUGCAUGGGAUAUUAGAGGGCAGGUUCGGCCAACACAAGGAGCUUCUGUUUUUUUGUUUUUCUUAUAGGAUUGUCUGCUGCUUUCUGGGAAAGUGGGUGGAAGCAGCAGUCACUAUCAGUCUGUAUGCUACCUUUGGAUUGGGACAUAAUAUGUCUGUGAAUUAACAACCAAAUGUGGAAAGAAAGAAAAAUUAACAAUGAAUCUUUUGUGAAACUGUUUCUUUGUUUACAAUGUUUUUUUUCUUUUCUUUUCUUUUCUGACCCCCGAUUCACACAUUUGUGCAUGUUGAUGGUAUUGUUUUGCAGAAUCAACCCAUGACAAUUAAUGAAACCUAGAACAUUUUAUAGAAAAGCCCCACUAAAAUGUAAUUGACAUGAAUCUGAUGAUUUCAAUUCAAAUACUGACCUAAAACAACUUGAGUGGUCUGAGUUUUAUAGAUCAUCUUUAUUGACCAUCUUAUGAGAAAUGCUCAAUGGCAGCCUUAUAUCAGAUUUUCUUUUCUUACAGGCUGUUGUUCAUUCACGAGAAUUUAUUUAAGACCUGACCGCUGUAGUUUACUUUUAAAUCCCUCUUCGCAUUUAAUGUUGCAUUUGUCCACCAUCGCAGGUUGUGUCCACCAUGCCAGCCAUAACUCAAGGACAAAAUAAAAUAAAAUAUCUCCUGGUAAGAGAAAGCAAAGUUAAAGGUUAGCCUGAGGCAGAAAGUAGCUAUAAGGGCAGACAGAUAAGGCUCUCGCUUGAUCUUAUAACAUCUUCCUCUGGCUACAAGCACUGACCUCAUCAGCAAAGCACAGUGUGGUGGCAUGUCAAUCAAAUGCUAUAUGCCAAAACACCCGUACCAGUCUGUAAUCGUGGAUCAUAUUGACAAUAUUACUGGAUGGGAGAUUUCGAUUUUAAAUGCUGUUGUCAAAAAUGUUUUAAUGGAAAAUGAAGAAAUGGUAUUUUGGUAAGAAUGUUGCUGACUGCUGAAUUUCAAAGUGUUUUGUUUCCUACGGUUGAGGUCAAUGUUUAUUCAGAAGAGAUCAGCAUUCAUGAGAAGAAAUAAACAGAAGAGUAAAUGAUGCCUCAGUUUUAAUUUUGAGUGAACAACCCCUUUAAAAGUAAGAGGUUAUUUUUUUAUUUUGUGACAUAGCAUGUUACAAUAUGUUUAUUCACUUUUUUAAGCUUUGUGUAUGCAUGUAGUUUUAUCCAUUUAUUUUUACAUGCAACAAAAGUGAUGCCAUAUUACUAGGUGAUCUAUAAAACUGCAGACUCAAUCACAUCCAGGCCAUAUCAACAGAUACAGAAAUUGUUCUUCACCUGUUAAUGUUCACUUUCAGUUGAAACGGUGUGGGAAAUGUUUCAUUUAAGCUGGACCAUAUUUUGUACACUAGUGCUUAAGUAUAUUAAAUUAUGUUUUUGCACAGUAAUUGCAAUGUAUGGUACUUUAUGCUGUCAUUAUUUCACAAUGUGACUUGACGAAUUUAUUACUGAAGAGAGAAAUAUAUUGCAAGAUCUGUUCGGACAGAAUGCGGAACUACAUGUGCAAGAGGGUUGAACACGAGCACAACUGAAAUUUCUUGGUUCUGUUUGACAGCCCCCUUGACGUACUUUAAUGUGCAAUUUCAAAAACGAAAAAUGACAAUUUUGUUCAUCCUUGUAUGUGAGAAACUGCAUUAUUGCCCUCCCUAUUGAAAUAGUUUUUCUUUUAAUUUAGUUCAUUUUUUUAUUUUUUCAAUAAAGAUGAAUCUUCAGUGUUGAAUCAUA
Messenger RNA from Danio rerio (zebrafish), 6135 nucleotides. The record is from RefSeq and is a predicted model, not a curated record. Lineage: Eukaryota; Metazoa; Chordata; Actinopteri; Cypriniformes; Danionidae.